AUGGACCCGAACGACGUUACAAUUCUGAACAAUUUCAGGCAAGGGUUGGAAAACCAAGAGCUCUUGGACUGGCCUACUAAUGGCACAGACCCAUGUGGCCCUCCAGCUUGGAAACACAUCGUUUGUGCUGGUAACAGGGUUUCUCAGAUUCAAGUCCAGAGUAUGGGCUUGAAAGGUCCUUUGCCUCACAACUUCAACCAAUUGACAAGGCUUUCUAACUUAGGCCUCCAAAAGAAUCAAUUCAAUGGACCCUUGCCAUCUUUCAGGGGGUUGUCAGAACUGAAGUAUCUUUUUCUGGAUUACAAUAACUUCGAUACAAUUCCUUCGGAUUUCUUUGAUGGGCUUGUCAAUUUGGAGAUUUUGGCGUUGGAUUCUAACCCCCUUAAUGCCACUAAUGGUUGGUCUCUACCUCCAGUGUUACAAAGUUCAGCUCAGCUUCAGACUCUCUCUGCCAUGAAUUGCAAUUUGGCCGGUCCAAUUCCUGAGUUUUUGGGCAAUAUGUCUUCGCUAACGUCGUUAAAGUUGGCUUUUAAUCGCAUUUCUGGGAGUAUUCCGUUGAGUUUUAGCAACUCCGUUCUGCAGAAUUUUUGGCUGAAUGAACAGUCCGGCGGUGGAAUGACCGCACGUAAUUACUCUUGCAGUUCAAAUUCAUUUUGUCUCUCCGAUGAAGGGGUUCCUUGUGCCCCAGACGUCAUGGCACUGUUAGAAUUCCUUGAUGGAUUGAAUUACCCUCCAAAACUUGUUACUUCGUGGUCAGGUAGGUUAAGCCCUUCAAUUGCAAACCUGAGUUCUCUUACCCAAAUCCAACUUUCAUCUAAUUAUCUUGUUGGACCUAUUCCGCCAAACUGGACCAGCUUGAAAUCUUUGACAUUGUUGGAUGUAAGUGACAACAAUCUUUCAGCUCCUUUGCCAAAUUUCAGUAGCUCUGUCAAACUUGUCUUAGAACAUAAUCCUUUGCUCAAUUCUAAUAAAUCCGAGCCAACACCUGAAAACAGCCCACCUUCUGGGGUUCUGGAUCCCAUCCUUACAAUCCACUGCCAACCACAACCACUAGCCCUUCUGUUAAAUCUUCCAUUAAGUCCAAUUUUGGUCCCUGUUGCAAUUUCUAUACUCCUGGUGAUUUUGGUUGUGCUUUUACUUAUUAAUUGUUAUAAAAAGAGAAAGGAUGCCUUACAAGCUCCUACUUCUCUCGUGAUGCACCCUCGAGACCCAUCUGAUCCAGACAAUAUGAUUAAGAUAGUGGUUGCAAAUAACACCGAUGGGAGUGUUUCUACGCUGACAGGAAAUGGCUGUGGGAGUAGAAACAGCAUGGGUGAUUCCCAUAUCAUUGAGGCUGGAAACUUAGUCAUUUCAGUUCAAGUUCUUAAGAACGUGACUAAAAAUUUCUCCCCAGAAAAUGAGCUUGGGCGUGGUGGUUUUGGAGUGGUUUAUAAGGGAGAACUGGAUGAUGGAACAAAGAUAGCAGUGAAAAGGAUGGAAGCGGGUGUUCUGACCAGCAAAGCUUUGGAUGAGUUUCAGGCUGAAAUUGCUGUGCUUUCAAAGGUUCGCCACCGUCAUUUGGUAUCUCUUCUUGGGUAUUCAAUUGAGGGGAAUGAGAGAAUUUUAGUUUAUGAGUACAUGCCUCAAGGUGCUCUUAGCAGGCACCUUUUCCACUGGAAGAUCAUGGGUAAAAUUACAACCAAGGCUGAUGUCUUCAGUUUUGGCGUUGUGUUAAUGGAGCUACUAACUGGAUUAAUGGCACUUGACAAGGACAGACCAGAGGAAAGUCAGUAUUUGGUGUCAUGGUUCUGGCAAAUCAAAUCUAGUAAAGAGAAAUUCAUGGCUGUUGUUGACCCCACCCUUGACAUAAAAGAUGAAACAUUCGAGAAUGUCUCCAUCAUUGCAGAGCUUGCCAAACAUUGCACGGCAAGGGAACCAAGCCAACGUCCCGAUAUGGGCCAUGCCGUGAAUGUUUUGGCCCCUCUAGUAGAAAAAUGGAAGCCAUUGAAUGACGAAAGUGAGGAGUACCGUGGGAUUGAUUACAGUCUUCCCCUUAACCAAAUGGUGAAGGGAUGGCAAGAAGAGGAAGGAAAGGAUUUUAGUUAUGUGAACCUGGAGGACAGCAAGGGCAGUAUACCAUCACGGCCUGUGGGGUUUACAGAGUCUUUUACUUCAGCUGAUGGUCGAAUGGAAUUCUUCGGUUCAUUUCCUGAGAAGCCAAAGAAAUCAACAACUAAAAAACGG
Messenger RNA from Thlaspi arvense, 2223 nucleotides. Lineage: Eukaryota; Viridiplantae; Streptophyta; Magnoliopsida; Brassicales; Brassicaceae. The record is from the annotation of a GenBank genome assembly.